AUGAACUACGACAAGCUCAUUGACCAGUUCGGCUGUCAGAAAAUCGACCAGUCGCUCGUCGACCCUAUCCACCGCCUCACCUCACGUGCUUCCCACUUGUUCCCCCGCCGCGGCGUCUUCUUCGCCCACAGGGACUUGAAUGAAAUUCUUGGUGCAUAUGAGCGAGGAGAGAAGUUCUAUUUGUACACUGGAAGAGGGCCUUCCUCUGAGGCAUUGCAUUUGAUAUUUGCAAGAGGCCUUAAGGUUCCUCUUGUUAUUCAACUUACUGAUGAUGAGAAAUGCAUGUGGAAAAAUCUGACCGUGGAAGAGAGCCAGAGACUCACCAGGGAGAAUGCCAAAGACAUUAUUGCCUGUGGUUUUGAUGUAACAAGAACCUUCAUCUUCUCGGAUUUUGAUUAUGUUGGUGGGUAA
Molecule: messenger RNA, 411 nt
Organism: Prunus armeniaca (apricot)
Lineage: Eukaryota; Viridiplantae; Streptophyta; Magnoliopsida; Rosales; Rosaceae
Source: the annotation of a GenBank genome assembly